Molecule: messenger RNA, 1385 nt
Organism: Poecile atricapillus (Black-capped chickadee)
Lineage: Eukaryota; Metazoa; Chordata; Aves; Passeriformes; Paridae
Gene: IL22RA2
Product: interleukin 22 receptor subunit alpha 2
Exons: 7
Coding region: 326-1045 (239 amino acids)
Molecular function (GO): protein binding; interleukin-22 receptor activity
Source: RefSeq, a predicted model, not a curated record
UCUCCCCUGCAGCCAGCAUGGAGUGAACGUGCUGCCCAACAACCAGAAGUGAUUUCACAGCCCCUCAUUCCUCCAGUGACAGCCCCCUAGAUGAUGUCCUGCCACCAGCAUAUCUGCAAACUCCAUCUCUUGCUUUUGGCCCAGAGGCAGUCCAUCAAACCAGAGCACAUCCCAUGGCUAAAUUAAACCAAAGCCAAACCGGGGAAUUUGGAAACCACUGAAAAUAAGGGGAACUCUGGAAUGGAGUGCUUAGCAAUUACUUCCUCAUAAGACAUGCCCAAGAGGAAGAGAGGUGCUUUUCAGUCAUGGAGCUGCUCUCCUAAGCAUGAGGGAGAUCAUGCUUUUCUUCCUCUGCUUACUGAUGCACCUGCUUCAGGAUGAGACAACUUCACUUUUAGUUUUGGAAAACCAAGACCUGCAAGAUUCGAUUAAGCCACAGAAGGUAGAGUUCCAUUCGUUAAAUUUCAACACCACUUUGCAUUGGCAGCCUGGGUGGGCCAGAGAGGCGAGAGAUGCGCGCUACUUUGUGCAGUAUAAAGUGUAUGGGCAGAGCACGUGGCGAAACAAAGACGAAUGCUGGGGGAUUUCAAGCCGUGUCUGUGACUUAACACAUGAGAUCUCUGACAUCCAGGAGCCUCACUACAGCAGAGUGAGAGCAGCCCUGGCUGGUGUCUAUUCCAACUGGAGCCUCAGCUGCAGAUUCACUCCUUGGCGAGAGACGAUGAUAGGACCUCCAAUGGUAACUGUGGUUCAUAGCAACAAAUCCAUAACAGUAAAGCUCCAGGCUCCACGUUCUCCUUAUAGAAGGAAAAGAGGCAGCAAAAUACCAAUGACAAAUUAUUAUGAUAUGCUGUAUCAAGUCUUCAUAAUCAACAACUUGCUAGAUGAGCAACACAGGGUCCUGGUGUAUGAAGGGAAAGACAAGGUUAUUAAAAUACAAGAUUUGAGGCCUGGAGUCAGCUACUGCAUUGUUGCUAAAAUGUACAUACCAAUGCUGGACCACAGCAGUGCCUACAGCAGCAGGCAAUGUACUGUGCUGCAGUGACAGGGCUGGCACCUCUGAGACAGGGAUAAUGGCAGGAGAUUCCUUUCAUCACAGGUCCAGCUGUAAAUCAACAUCUGCUCUCUAUGUCUGGAAUACAUACUUGGAUACUUUUUUAAACUACAUUGCUGCAUUAAAUUAUUUGAUUCAUCACAAUCAUUUUAUGCUACAUGAAGGUCAAGGAUUCUUUGUAUGUCCCAUAUUACAAUUUAUGAUGGUAUAUAUUUGCAUUUCCAAAGGAAAAAAGGCUUGUAAUAUAAAAAUAAAACCAUGAAAAAAGUCUUUGUGGAAAUAUCCUUAAGAUUUCUUCUAGGGGUUUUGUAUUUUAAGUCUUGAAAUUAAA